AUGCUCACCUACAGACUCAUCGCUUCCUCCUCCGACCCGCUUCAUCUGGAGAAAUACAGAGAUCAAUUUCAUGAAAGGGCUCUCAGAGAUGUGACAGGUCAUGGCAAUGACUCGGCUUUGGUACUGGACCCCAGUAACCCGUUACUGGUCAAAGCGGAGAUGGAAGCUCAGAAGGAUUACUUUCGCCGACUAAAAUUCACUUACCUCGAACAAGAGGCCAAGAGAAACUUCCUUUUCUCAAUCACGGGUGAUGAGCCCCAAGUAGUGCCACCAGGAGAAAACGAAGAGAGAGAAAUAAUCAACGCGCAGAAGAAAGCAGCUCUGAAAGCUUUGAAAGAGGAGAUUGCGACGAUGCAACAAGAAGCGGUCCAACUUGCUCGAAUGAAUGCUCAACGCCAACUGAAUUUGUCAAAUACCAUGACCGAAGUGCAAAAAGAGCAGAAACAGAUCAAAGAGAUGGAGUUGGAGUUGCAACGUAUACGAACCACCUACCCUCCAGAUCACAGAUUAACUUCGAGUCAAGCGGAGAAAGUACUCGACGAGCAAGUAGUCGAAAUCCAACGUUUGACAGAAGAAAUAUCUACAACUGUCGUUGAGACGGAUAAAGCAAGGGAGGAAGUGACUCGACUCGCCAAAGAAGUACAGCGACUUGGUCCUCAACGAGAUAGAGAAGAAGCACGAGCGAAAGAAGUCCGAGAGGGCAGAGAAGCAGGGGAUACAAAGGUGGACGAGGUCUGUCGAAGUUUGUCUGCAAGCAUCGUCACGUAUCGAGGUAUCAUGGGAAUCCGAGAAAUUAAAGCACCGUCAGAUCGUGAACUUCAGUUGACAUACGACGUUCCAUCUAAAGAUCCUAUCACUCUCAUCAUCGAGUUUGAUCAAUCCAAACGGUUAGCAGGGGCUAGGUUGCUAGGUAGCGAUAUCGAUAUCGGAGAAUCUGUCGACCACUGCGUAAGCAGCAACGACGUUCCAGGUCUCAUCGCAGAUGUUCUCAUCAGGAUUCGAUCUCCUUUAUAA
Molecule: messenger RNA, 1014 nt
Organism: Tremella mesenterica DSM 1558
Lineage: Eukaryota; Fungi; Basidiomycota; Tremellomycetes; Tremellales; Tremellaceae
Exons: 8
Coding region: 1-1014 (337 amino acids)
Biological process (GO): protein localization to kinetochore; kinetochore assembly; attachment of mitotic spindle microtubules to kinetochore
Cellular component (GO): kinetochore
Source: RefSeq, a predicted model, not a curated record